GCCGUUUGGACGUAAAUGGAAACGCAUUCACGUGUUUAUGGAACGUGACGAUGUGAUUCUGAAUACAACAUAUGGCGUGCAGAUCUCGUGCUAUUACCGACGCGACGUGUGCCGUAUCGAUCUGAUGGAAAACCAUUUUUCUAACUCUUGGGGGUUAUUGGGCACAAACGACGGAGAACCCGGGUCGGACUUUCAGCUUCCCAGUAAAUAUAUCACCUCUGUUGUCAACACCUUCAUCCAGAGCUACGCUGUCGGCGGUCCGCCUCGGUGCAUUUCUCCAGAGUCCAAGCAUCACGCAAGGGUAGACGAAUCACUAUAUCCUCAUCCUCCGGCCAACGCACAGACACUAUGUAGUGCAGAAAUGGCUGAUGAAUGCAAUAGACAGUUUAAGAGGGCAAUACAGUCUACAUGUCAUUCUACCAUAUCACACCGGCAGUUCUUGGAGAACUGUCUGUCCGAAGCCAGAAGCUGCGGUCUUGUUGCAUUUGACGCUUGCAAACACAUCCGUGCAUACGAAUAUGUCUGCCAUUUGAGAUUCAAUUAUGACUCAAUAGCUGUUAACUGUAUCAAAGACACUAAACGAGAAAACGAUGAGGGCAGUCGGCGGCCAGUAGAUGUCGUGUUGGUCGUAUCUGAUGUUUUGGAGUCCUUACGAACUGACAUUGAGGCCCAUGUGGAGACUUUACUGAACAUUGUAAAGUAUAAUAUACGUAACGUACAAUUGGGAAUUAUCGGGUACGGAGGAGAUACACAAAUGUUUGAUGCACUAGACCCGACGGUCUCCACAAGGUACAUGGUAUCUUUGGAUACGUUGGAUGUUGUUGCGACUAAUUCCGCAUGGAGAGGAGCGUGGAAGCGGUUUCCAAAUUUUGUUACAAUGAAUGACGCAUUGGAUAUGGCCGCAAGUUAUCCUUACCGGAUGAACACUCAGAGAGUGGUCAUCGUAUUAUCCAGAGAGAAUCCAAAUAUUACUGAUGAUGUAAGAACAAAAUAUGAGAAUUUGAAUAUAAUAGUCAAUUCGUUUGGGGAUUACAAGACCGUGGAUGCCUCUAACAAAGUCAAUGGCAUAAACUGGGACGGUUCGGUCAUAUACAGGAAUUGGUUGUCGACGUAUCGCAUAAUGCCCCUUCCGGAGGGAAGCCUUGUACAGCUAGUGGUAGCUACUAAGGGAGCGGUCUUCAAUGCUGACUCGGUCACCGAACGUCGCGAAAAGAGAUUGCGACAUAUCGUCAGGCACAUCAAAAAACAAAUCAAGCUAAAUAACUUCUGCUGACAUGACGGUGUAACUCGUCGGUUUAGGUCGCAGCCGAUUUGCGAGUCUGCAAUUUAAUCGUCAUUUAUGUUCUCUUUUAAAACGCUAACAGCAUCUGUUAACACACAUUUGAAAAUGAUCACUAAGAUAAACCCAAAAAGACGGAAUUAAAAAAAAUAUGAAUACAUUACAUUAUAUGUAAUACUAACGAUAAUUUGGAGUCUAGUUAUUAUAGGAGCAUAUCUCAAGAGUUUGACCGAAUGAAAAAUGCCCCCCUCCCCCAUCCCUACACACACUCGUGGUGGCAUGUUAUCGUGUUAAUCUAACGCAUUUAUAAUCCCAGUACAGUCUAUUUCUUCCUACAAGUAAUUCAUAUACAGAGUAACUUUUCGCUUUCAGAUGAAUUAUCUUCCCUGAUAAUUGUAUUCGUGGUGUAAAUGUCUGUAGAACUCUGCAUUUAAAGAUCAAACAAAACAUUUCUCCGAAGUACUUUUCAAAAAUUCGAAAUUGUCGUUUCGUUAAACAUUAAAUUACAAAGCAAUGGAAAUAUCAUUUAGAUCUUCGAAAUCGUUGGCACGAUUUGAACAUCAUCAGGUAAUGAAGUGAAGUCGUUCAUAUCACUGAAGGAAUCAUGUUAUGGUGGUUAAAUGUUAGUAAAAAUAUUUACAUGACAUACAUUUGUAUAUAUGUGAUUUACAAAUUACAACUAAUGUAGUGUAUUUCAUAUUUCUUUUAAUUUUGUUGCAUAAUGCCCGUAUACAACCAAAUGCAGUGAUAUGUAUGAUAGAUAAUUACGUAUUUGCUAUGUUUUUAAAAUUAUAAAUAAAUAAGUAAUAACAAAAUAAUGUGUAUUGAAUAACGAAUGGUUUAUAUAUUUUUGAUAAAGAAAAGUACAAUUUCUGAAUACAAAUUGUGGUGGAUAAAUAUCAUAUGUGUUUGGCACAUUUUUGAUAAGGAAGGGUAUGAUUGCUAUAACUGGAUAAACCUUAUAUUUAAUAAGGAAAAAUAAUAGUUAUUAAUUAAGAACUCGUCGGUCAAACGUUCGAAAUUAUAGUGAAAGUAAACGCACACCAAAUAGAUCGCAAUCGCUCCUUACUCUUUGGCUAUCCUUUAUAUUCAUGGUAUGAAUAUUAAAUGAUGAUAUGACUUUCCGUAUAACAUAAUGUUUAGGAGCGAAUUACAUAAAGCUGUAUACUAAGUGUGUGGUAAAGGAGAACGUACUGUAUGAAAUAUAGCGUGAAAGAUAAUACUGCAUACCGUGAAAUUGAUGUUGCAGUUACACUGAGUGCGAAUUAUACAUAGUAAUAACAUUUCAAGGGCGAAGUGAACGUUGCGCGAAAAUGGAUUAUCCCAUUUAAAGGCGAAAUUGUCCCGGUAUACAUUAGUUACUGCGUAACGACACAGUGGUACCCGCAUGUCAAUAUAGUAACAAUAUUCAAAUUAAGUGUCAUAAUAAUAUACCAUAAUUUUAGCAUUGGCAAGUGAUUGACUUGAGAUGAGGUAGUGAUAACAACAAUACAAUGUCGCGUUACGUACUGGUAGUCUACCUAUUUUAGUUAAUAAUGUUGUCAUCUCUUCUUUGUUUAAUGUGUUGUCACUAGUUGUAAUUGUUUCAUAAUGAUAUUCAUUGAGAGAGUACAUCAGCCUUUUGAAAAUAUCCUAUCCUCAAUAGGUACAUUAUUUUUUAAAUGUAGAUAAUCAUUUUCUUUAAGUUUGAUUAAAUAUGGUAACUAAGAUUGUGUUUGGAUAAAAGGCCACUGUAUGGAAGGUAUCUGGGUGCAUGGGAACUUACAGAGUGGUUACUUAUU
Molecule: messenger RNA, 3060 nt
Organism: Mizuhopecten yessoensis (Yesso scallop)
Lineage: Eukaryota; Metazoa; Mollusca; Bivalvia; Pectinida; Pectinidae
Product: apolipophorins-like
Exons: 6
Coding region: 38-1273 (411 amino acids)
Source: RefSeq, a predicted model, not a curated record